Messenger RNA from Camarhynchus parvulus, 597 nucleotides. Its product is annotated as synapsin-1-like. The record is from RefSeq and is a predicted model, not a curated record. The transcript has a single exon. The annotation marks the transcript as partial. Lineage: Eukaryota; Metazoa; Chordata; Aves; Passeriformes; Thraupidae.
AACUUCGCCCGCCCCCGGCCCCGCCGCUCCGCCACCGCCGCCCCCGGGGAGGCGCGGGCCGAGGCGGGGCGGGCGCCGCCGGCCGCCCUCCUCCGGCAGCCGGCGCCCCCGCGGCGGCCCCCGGCGAAACUUCGUCCGGAGAGGAGGAGCGGAGCCGGGACAGGACCUGGGCCGAGGGCGGCUUUGCCUUCUUCUCUUCUUCCUCCUCCAGCAGGCAGGGGGCGAGCCGCCGUCAGGGGCUGCUGCUCCUCUUCCUCCUCCGUCUGGCGCCCCGCUCGCCUCCUUUCCGCCCCCCCGGGCGGCGAAACAACUUCUCCUCCUCCUCCUGCCGCCUGCCCGCGGGAGGAGACCGCCGGGAGCAGGAGCCGCGGGGAGCGCCGCCGCUUCCCGGCACCCCGCACCCCCGCGGGGCAGGCGGGAUAACUUCACUCCGGCGCUCGCCGCAGCCACACGGCUGGGAGGGGGUGCGGGGAGACGGGCUCAGCUCCAGGCGCCUCCUUUCAUCGGCGGGCGCACGCAGCCAUAUUGGCUACACAAAGCUGCCGCCUGCGCCGAGACGGGGCUGCGGCACCGCAUCGCCCGCCCCGCGCCGCCCGC